CGGGCGAGCCCCGUCGUGUCACAGCCCGACGCCGAAGAAAGCCCGCUCGAAGAGCCAGAUCUGAGAUAAUGCAUAUACACGUAUGUAUAGCCGUAUGAUAAACGCCUUGCACGCACGUAUGGUACACUGGACGGACAAUGGACGAAUCUCAAUGAAGGCACAAACGCAUUUCUCCCUCUCGCCUUCUUGUCCAUCCAUUCGCCCUUGUUGAGUCGCAUUUGGACAUCAACAGUCGUCCGCACCCCGCUCAACAUCGAUGAGUACCUACACACACACACACACGCACACACACACACACACGGACACAGGGGGCACAUGUGUUGAUCGUAUACAUGAGUGCUGUCGGGUACGGUACCGUUUGAGGUGGACGAGGAGCAGCGUGGGCACGUGUGUGAUGGACAGCUGCUUGGUCGCCUGCACGGGCACAUCAGAUACACACAUGCGCACCUGUACCUCCUCUGUCUGUUCCGCGUGAGGGCGUACCCGUCUCUUCUGUUUGCAGACCUCACAGAAGUAGUGCUGGUGGCCGGGCUGCACCAACCGUACACACACACAUCCAUCCAUCCAUCCACGGACACGCGCAUCGCUCUGUUUCGUUGCUGACCUGUCCGAGUAUCUCUUCGUCGAAGAAGCUCUCCACACACGUGUGAAGCGACAAACGCGGCGCCUAACACACACACGCACACACAUGGAUGGAUGGAUAUGGGCACACGAAAAGGAUGAGCAUCCUUCGUUCACACACACGUAGUUACCCGUUCGAGGGGCAGCGACAAGUCGAAGAAGGGGUCGAAUGUGUCGCUGGUGGUCCCGCACAUGGUGCACUUGACGCGCGAACGGAGCUGCAGGUACACACACACAAGAGGAAGAGACGAAUGGACAGGAGGGUAUUGUUGUGGGUGUGCGUGGGUACCUGUCCCGAGAAGGUCUCUGCGAUGAGGGUGUUGUUGCUCUCGAGGAAGUGGCUCCACCAACGCUCGGCUGCCUGCACAACCGUCACACGCAUACACACACACACG
Molecule: messenger RNA, 1016 nt
Organism: Vitrella brassicaformis
Lineage: Eukaryota; Vitrellaceae
Source: the annotation of a GenBank genome assembly